Pundamilia nyererei is the source of this 1148-nucleotide messenger RNA. RefSeq names its product transmembrane 4 L6 family member 5. The record is from RefSeq and is a predicted model, not a curated record. The transcript is spliced from 6 exons. Gene Ontology annotation, cellular component: membrane. The coding region runs from base 139 to 903 and encodes 254 amino acids. NCBI's taxonomy places the organism in Eukaryota, Metazoa, Chordata, Actinopteri, Cichliformes, Cichlidae.
CUGCUGCGUCGCAUCAUGUGUGUGUUUGUAGGUCUGAUUUCAUCCUGUUUAUUUCUGUUUUUCCAGUUUGAUACCAAGCCGGUCCUGUUGAGGAGUCUGAAGUGGAUCGUCAGCCUUCCCGUUUCUAUAAAAAUCUAGAUGUGCGUAUCAAGGUGUCUGCGAUGUGUGGGCGUGUCUCUAGUUCCCAUGGCGAUUGUCUGCAUACUGUGCAACAUCCUGCUACUGGUUCCUGAGCUGAAGAUCCAGUUCCUGUUGGACGGUCAUGUGACUAGAGAGGCUACCUGGGCCACAGGACUGUGGGGCUCUGGCUUCCUGGUUCUACUUGGAGCUCGAGCCUUUGUCCAGAGCAGCAGAACCCGAGGCUGCUGUGCGUUCAGGAGUCAGGUGACCUCAGGCUCCACCCCCUCUCGCACCGAUUUUCAUCACAGAUGUUUUUUUUAUCAAAGUGAAAUCUGGAAACCACACAUCUGUAUUUUUCUGACACGUGUGAGCUGCUCCAGAUGUUGUCAGUCAUAUCACGUCUCUCUUCUCCAGAUGUUGUGCCAGCUGCUUUACUCCUGCCUGUGUCUGCUCUCUGCUGCCUCCUGCUCCCUGGUCAGUGCCACUGGUCUGUCUCAGGGUCCCCUCUGCCUCUACAACGACUCCUCUGGUCCCACCUGGGGGGUCCCGCUGCAGCCCCUCCCAGGCCGACACUCGGGAUACCUGUUCAACAGGACUCUGUGGUCUGGGGUCUGCUUGGAGCCCAGCUCGGUGGUCCAGUGGAACUUGGUCCUGUUCAGUGUGAUGGGGACUGUGAGCGGACUGCAGACGGUCCUCUGUGGGGCCAACAUCCUGAACUCCAUACUUGGCCUGAUUCUGGGCCGGGGCCUCUCCCACAGUAAGAUCAGUCCAGUUUCAGUUUGACGUGAGUUCGAUCCUGGGAGCUCCAACUGUGAUACACAGAAUUAAAAUUAAGUCUUUCACUGAUGCACUUUAGAUAAUCAAUAGCAUGAAGAUCAAUAACUUGAAAUACCUCGACCUUACGCAGGAUUGCAGUACAUGUACCUUUUAAUAAUUAUUUAUUUAUUUUCCUGAAUAAAACUAUUCAAACAUCCAGUUAAGCUAAAUAAUCAAUAAUAAAAUAAUAUCCUCGUGCUUAAUAAGAGCUU